AUGACCAUCGUCAACGUUCAACACGCGCACCCAUAUCUUUCUCAAAACGCUAAAAAGAGAGAAUAUGAGGAGAAGCGAAAGAACACGUACAAAACGACGAUCGCAGAAAUUGGACAUGUCUUGGUUCAAAAAGGAUACGCAUCUGAACAAGAUAUCAAACUGCAAGAGGAUUCCAUGUUCAAAGCUGUCGAGAUUAUCACUUCGGUGAAUUUAAAGACGAAAUACCCAAGUCAAACUCGUGAGAAAACCAAAGGAAUGAAGAUGACUCGUGAAGAAAAACGGAGAGGGAACACUGAAAGAGAACAACUGAGAAGAGAUAAGCAGAAAGAUGCUAUAGAUCACAUGAGAGAAAUCAUCAGAGAUAAAAAGCUCGGAACUGAAUCACAGAGAGAAACGUUGGAGCAAGUGACAGUCCUGAAACUAAUCCUCGAUUACGUUCGCACACUACCAACCGCCACCGUUUGUCCAAGUGUUCCAGACAUGCCAUUCAUCUACACAGAACCAGCCAAAAACGUUCUACAGGUUUCUCAACCAAAUGACCUGUCAGCUCUUCUUCAAAUAGUUGCUCAGUCCUGUCCUUCUCCUAUUGAACUUUCAAAAUCAGUCCCAAUCCCAUCAGUCAUUCUGAACCCUCUUCAAUUACCAGUUCUGUCAGAUGACGAAGUUUCACUUUAUUCUGGAACUUCUGGUGAUUCUACACCAGGACUCCCUCACAUUCAGUCUGGAUCAUCCCCAGAUUUCUAUCCAGCGUCCGUUUCGGAUCAACAAGAAACUACGAAACGACAAAACAAGUACAAAACGACGAUCACAGAUAUUGGACAUGUCCUGGUUCAAAAAGGAUACGCAUUGAAACAAGAUCUCAAUUCGCAAGAGGACUCGAUGUUCAAAGCUAUCGAGAUUAUCACUUCGGUAAACUUAAAGACGAAGUACCCGGUUCAAACACGUGAGAAAACCAAGGGAAUGAAGAUGACUCGUGAAGAAAAACGGAGAGGAAACACUGAAAGAGAGCAAUUGAGAAGAGAUAAACAGAAAAAUGCUAUGGAUCACAUGAGAGAAAUCAUCAGAGAUAAAAAACUCGGAACUGAAUCACAAAGAGAAAAGUUGGAGCAAGUCACAGUCCUUGAACUGAUCCUUGAUUACAUUCGCACACUACCAGCCGCCACCGUUUUUCCAAGUGUUCCAGUCAAGCCUUUCAGCUACACAGCCCCGGAACCGACUAAUUCGCUAAACACUAUUUCUUUGAUGUCUGAAGUUCCACAGGAUUCAACCAUUUUCGAAAUGCAACUCCUCUUCGAUUAUCUUGAAAGUCAAAAUAUUCUUCAAGACAUUAUAAACAUUAUUAAAGAAGACCAAUGCAAUGAGCUGAAGCACAGCUAA
Molecule: messenger RNA, 1377 nt
Organism: Caenorhabditis remanei
Lineage: Eukaryota; Metazoa; Nematoda; Chromadorea; Rhabditida; Rhabditidae
Exons: 5
Coding region: 1-1377 (458 amino acids)
Molecular function (GO): protein dimerization activity
Source: RefSeq, a predicted model, not a curated record